AUGGCUAGGUUUAUAAUUGUUGGGGUACGGGGAGAGGCACCACCACUGGCUUCAGUUGUUGAAAAUGCAGUACUUCCACUGGCCUCGUACGAUGACGAUGAUGGUGAGGAAGAGCAUUUUGGAAACGGAAAUGUCAGGAACCGUAAUCGGUCUAUUGAUUUGAGGAGGGAUUGCCCUUAUCUUGAUACAUUUAAUCGACAGGUUUUGGAUUUUGACUUUGAGAAAUUUUGCUCAGUUUCCCUCUCCAAUUUGAAUGUUUAUGCAUGUUUGCCUUGUGGGAAGUUUUCUAGGGAACAAGUUGAGCAGCUUUACAAGAAUAAGCAGUGGUCUAGGGCUCUUGACGGAUCAGAUUAUCUCCCCGGAAUGGUGGGACUGAAUAACAUCAAGGAGACCUAUUUUGUUAAUGUGACUAUUCAAUCCUUAUUGCGAGUUACUCCUCUGAGGAAUUUUUUCCUUAUCCUAGAGAACUAUCAGCACAGCAAAUCUCCGCUUGUUCAUCGGUUUGGAGAGCUUACACGAAAAAUUUGGUAUGCAAGAAACUUCAAGGGACAGGUAUUCAGGUUAGUUCUCAUGAGUUCUUGUAAGCGGUUAUGA
Molecule: messenger RNA, 594 nt
Organism: Oldenlandia corymbosa var. corymbosa
Lineage: Eukaryota; Viridiplantae; Streptophyta; Magnoliopsida; Gentianales; Rubiaceae
Source: the annotation of a GenBank genome assembly